Lactuca sativa (garden lettuce) is the source of this 1690-nucleotide messenger RNA. RefSeq names its product spermine synthase. The record is from RefSeq and is a predicted model, not a curated record. NCBI's taxonomy places the organism in Eukaryota, Viridiplantae, Streptophyta, Magnoliopsida, Asterales, Asteraceae. Gene Ontology annotation, molecular function: spermidine synthase activity. Gene Ontology annotation, biological process: spermidine biosynthetic process. Gene Ontology annotation, cellular component: cytosol.
ACCAUAUCCUGUUUUGGCAAGGGCCGAAACCUUUACCAAUUCGUCAUUUAGCAUUAAUGUAUCUGUGCACCCACCUCACGCCAUUUCAUCGACUCAAAGCACAAUCCCCAAAAGCUGCGACCACAUCGAGGGAGAGAUUACCACUGUAUCUCUGUGUGUUAGCAACUUAAAGUGUAAGGUCCAUAUUUUGGUGUUAGAGGCUGAAACUGGAGAAGGAAAAGAGAAUCUAUGGAGGGAGACGCAGGGAGAGACUUGGAAGUCCAGAGAAGUUUGGAUGGGAGGGUGAAUGAACCAUCUUGUUGCCUGAAAGCAAGAGCUUCCCCUGUUGAUUCAGAGCUUGAAGCCAAUUGUCAUGCAACAGUUGUUUCUGGAUGGUUCUCUGAUAAAGGUGGCAAAAGCAUGUACUUUAACAACCCCAUGUGGCCAGGAGAAGCGCAUUCCUUGGAAGUAGAAAAGAUUCUGUUCAAGGAAAAAUCAGAGUACCAGGAGGUUGUAGUUUUUGAGUCUGCAACAUAUGGGAAAGUUCUUGUUCUUGAUGGCAUUCUUCAGCUGAGUGAGAAAGAUGAAUGUGCAUAUCAGGAAAUGAUUGCUCAUCUUCCCCUUUGCUCCAUUGAAUCGCCAAAAAAGGUUCUGGUUGUGGGUGGCGGGGAUGGUGGAGUUCUAAGGGAAAUUGCUCGCCACAGAUCUGUGGAUUUAAUCGAUAUAUGUGAAAUAGAUAAGAUGGUUAUAGAUGUAAGUAAGAAGUAUUUUCCCGAGUUAGCUGUUGGUUUUGAAGAUCCUCGUGUUCAUCUCCAUGUCGCUGAUGCUGUUGAGUUUAUCCGAAACACACCUGAAGGAAAGUAUGAUGCCAUUAUUGUUGAUUCAUCUGAUCCUGUGGGUCCUGCUCAAGAACUAGUGGAAAGGCCUUUUUUUGAGUCGAUAGCAAGAGCAUUAAGACCUGGAGGGGUACUUUGUAACAUGGCAGAGAGUAUGUGGCUCCACACUCAUCUUAUCCAGGACAUGGUCACUGCAUGUCGCGAUAUAUUCAAGGGUUCUGUUCAUUAUGCAUGGGCAACUGUACCUACAUAUCCCAGUGGUGUUAUUGGAUUCAUAUUGUGCUCAACGGAUGGACCACCUGUAGAUUUUAAGAUUCCUGUAAACCCCAUUGAGAAGGUAGAGGGAGCACUGGAGCACUGGAGAGAACUAAGGUUCUACAACUCUCAGAUGCAUCAAGCUGCCUUUGCCUUGCCUUCAUUUGUGAAGAGGGAAGUUAGCUGUCUUUGAGGGUUGUUAGUCUUGUGUGGGCUUGAAAUUGUGGUGUGGGUGCAAACCAAAUUAUGAGUAUGGUGUAGGUAUUUUAGUGGAUAUAUAUAUAUAUAUAUAUAUAUAUAUAUAUAUAUAUAUAUAUAUAUAUAUAUAUAUAUAUAUAUAUAUAUAUAUAUAUGCAUGAUGAUAUUGGGUGAAAAUAAUGGUAUUCAUGGGAGGGUUUGUCAUUUGUCCUCUGUACGUGGUCAUCAAUCUUUGUUUUGUGCUUCCAGAUAAAUUGUUUGUGCGUGUUUAUCUGUCAUAAAAGUGAACUCGGAUGUUAUGUUUCCAAGAAAGUGGGUUUAGAUUUGGGUGUUUUAUAAAAACAAUUUUGAUCAGCAUUUAUCAAAUGUUGAACAGAAAUAUAUUAUAAUUUAGUACGUAAAUUAACUACACAUUACAUCAA